AUGUCCGGCGCCCUCCUCCCCCUCCGCGCCCGCCAUGCCCUCAUCACCGGCGCAUACGGCGGCAUCGGCGCCGCGAUCGCCGCCCGCUUCGCCGCCGAGGGCGCCCUUGUGACCCUGCUCGGCCGCAAGGAAGACAAGCUGCGCGAGCUCUGCUCCCAGCUCCCACCCUUCCGGGACACCCGACUCGCCCCCCUCACCGCCGCACCCAACCCCAACACCCGUCCAUCUCUGGAUGAGAAGCCCCCGGCGCACUCGUACGCCGUCAUGGAUGUAUCCGCCCAAGGCCGCGAUGAAGCCGUACUGGACGACAUCUGGAUAGACGUCCUUGUCAACGCCGCGGGUAUUGCGCAAUUCCAGCUGUUACAGAACACCUCACCCCAAGCCGCCAGCGAGCUCCUCGACACCAACCUCAUGGGAACCAUCUUCAUGUCGAGGUACAUGGCCCAACGCAUGAAGCGCAGGCGCGCAGACAGGGAUGCAUGCAUUAUCAACGUUGCGAGCUUGCUCGCCGAAAAGGGCAGCCCCGGCACCAGCGUGUACGCAGCGUCGAAAGCUGGCAUUAUUGCAAUGUCGAGAGAACCCCUCGAAAAGCGAAUCCCACUUGGGCGGCUGGGUAGACCUGAUGAGGUAGCAGACGCCGCCGUCUUCCUGGCCCAAAACACCUACGCCAAUAACUGCGUCCUCAACCUGGACGGUGGGCUAAGUGCAGUCUGA
Colletotrichum chrysophilum is the source of this 714-nucleotide messenger RNA. RefSeq lists its product as uncharacterized. Gene Ontology annotation, molecular function: oxidoreductase activity, acting on the CH-OH group of donors, NAD or NADP as acceptor. The record is from RefSeq and is a predicted model, not a curated record. Lineage: Eukaryota; Fungi; Ascomycota; Sordariomycetes; Glomerellales; Glomerellaceae. Bases 1 to 714 code for a protein of 237 amino acids. The transcript has 4 exons.